AUGUCGUGGCAGCCAAAGCUUCGCCCCAAGGGCUUCCCGCAUAUCAUGGAUGACUUCGCCGCUGUGGCUUCACUAUCUGAGUUGGAGCAUCGUGCUCGUACCGAGGACAAGCGCGACCAUCGAGUCUUCCGGGUCAAACGUAAGCAUGUUCUCAAGGCUUGUGAUCGUUGUCGCGUGAAGAAAACCAAGUGCGAUGGGAAACAGCCUUGCAAUCGAUGCUCAGUAUACAACCACCCAUGUCUCUUCCGCGAGAGAAAAGCAACCCAGACAAAGGUCUACUCAAGAGGAAGUCGACAUAGCUUCGUUGAAAUGCUCGAAUCCCACCACUCGCUAGUUGUGAAAGCCCUCCAAAAGCUCUACAAAUUCUGCAUCAACAACGAAGGCUUUCCAGGCGAUCCCCUCGCCGAAGCCCCAGACGGCCACCCUCUAACACACGCGAUCCUCGACCGGCUAGGACUAAUCAAGCAAGCCGAAGAGACCGCCGACGAGCCAGACGAAGACUCCGAGGAUCUGCGAUACCUGCGCCUCCUCUCCACCUCAACAGAAUGCAGUGUCACCGCCGAGCCCUCCCCAGAACCACGAACGCCAGAAGAACGCUCCCCAACGAUCCCGCGGCAUCAAAUCCAAAUCCCACCCCCGGUGUCCGUCCCGCCUCGCUCAAGUAGCACAGCAAACUGGCAGUGGGAUCUCCAGCCCGUCCAGACAAGCUACAGCUAUCCCGACGCGGGAUAUCAGAAUCUCAUGGCUCUGCAGCGCGGUUCCAUGAGUGCCCCUGAUAUGGCGGAUAUCCCACCCCAUGUGGAUUUAUCGGGCUCUGCAGGUUUACCGCAUCACGAACAGUCUUUCCAGUAUGGGGUUGGAUGCUGCGAGCAGACGCAGGAUGUCAAGCCUGCUAUUUCGAGACUGCCGCCUGGGCUCAUGGAACAUCCGGGCAUGACGGGGAUGUCUGCGGAGAUGAUGGGUGAAUUCCAGUUCCAGGGAAAUGAUGGUGCUUUCUAUCCUCCGUUUACGCCUGGCUGGACGUUUCCUUCUGGGUAG
This is a messenger RNA of Penicillium soppii, 1038 nucleotides long. Its product is annotated as Zn(II)2Cys6 transcription factor domain-containing protein. Lineage: Eukaryota; Fungi; Ascomycota; Eurotiomycetes; Eurotiales; Aspergillaceae. Gene Ontology annotation, biological process: regulation of DNA-templated transcription. The transcript is spliced from 3 exons. Gene Ontology annotation, molecular function: DNA-binding transcription factor activity, RNA polymerase II-specific; zinc ion binding. The record is from RefSeq and is a predicted model, not a curated record. Bases 1 to 1038 code for a protein of 345 amino acids.